UGGUCGACUGCCACGAGGUUUGCUAUUCCCUCUACGAACUUCUGGGGGGCUUUCCCUGCUCUGGUGCGCACUCUUGGCACUCGAUCCGCCUACUGGUUUAAGCCUUCCCUCCUGCUAUUCGCCCGUCCGUUUCUCAACCUUCCAUCUCACGGACACCUCCACUCAACACCCACCGUUCGGAUAUUCCGCCCAUCCAGAGCACCCCUCUUACCCAGUGCUCCACCGAUUACAGUCUGCUCAAGACGGAUCAAACACAUUACGUUUGACCCUACGUCUGCGUCUAUUGCCGCCAUCCGCUGUUAAACUGCAGUCCUCCAUAUCCUCUAUAGCGCUGCCCAACUUGCCGCCUUGUGCGAACCCCACAAAACGCCCGUGAUGUCACAGAACCGGCCUGGGGUAUUCUCGAGUUUGCGCAUGGGUGAAGUCGUCCGUGAGAAGGUCCAGGAUGGACUAACAGGGGAGACCAAAGAAAUUUCGUACUCGCAGUGUAAAAUCGUUGGCAAUGGGUCGUUUGGAGUGGUCUUUCAGACAAAGAUGAUGCCCAGCGGCGAGGACGCUGCUAUUAAACGUGUCCUACAAGACAAACGCUUCAAGAACCGUGAGUUACAAAUAAUGCGGAUUGUCCGCCAUCCCAACAUUGUAGAGUUGAAGGCUUUCUAUUACUCCAAUGGUGAGAGGAAGGACGAAGUGUAUCUGAAUCUCGUUCUGGAAUACGUACCAGAAACGGUUUAUCGAGCAUCUCGAUAUUUCAACAAGUUGAAGACUACAAUGCCCAUGUUGGAGGUCAAGCUUUACAUAUAUCAAUUGUUUCGUUCUCUGGCAUACAUUCAUUCGCAGGGCAUCUGCCAUCGUGACAUCAAACCUCAAAACCUCUUGCUUGACCCAAGCACUGGUAUCUUGAAGCUUUGUGAUUUUGGCUCUGCCAAGAUCUUAGUUGAGAACGAGCCCAAUGUUUCGUAUAUCUGCUCUCGCUAUUAUCGUGCACCCGAGUUAAUUUUUGGUGCAACAAAUUACACCACGAAGAUUGAUGUGUGGUCUACUGGUUGUGUAAUGGCCGAGUUAAUGCUGGGGCAACCGCUUUUCCCAGGUGAAUCUGGGAUUGAUCAACUGGUGGAGAUCAUUAAAGUUCUUGGUACUCCCACUCGGGAGCAGAUUCGCACUAUGAACCCCAACUACAUGGAGCACAAAUUCCCGCAGAUCAAGCCACAUCCUUUCAACAAAGUUUUCCGGAGAGCUCCUCAUGAGGCAAUUGAUUUGAUCUCCGCUUUGCUGGAAUACACACCAACGCAGCGGUUGUCAGCCAUUGAAGCGAUGAUUCACCCAUUCUUUGAUGAACUCAGGGAUCCUAGCACUCGGCUGCCUGAUUCCCGACACCAGAAUGGGCCAUCUCGAGAGCUCCCUAAUCUGUUUGACUUCUCUCGACAUGAACUUUCUAUCGCACCGGCAAUGAACAGUCGGCUUAUUCCUCCUCAUGCACGCCCUGCCCUCGAAGCCCGCGGGAUAGAUAUCGAUAACUUUACCCCCCUAACGAAAGAUGAAAUGAUGGCACGUCUUGAUUGAGUCAAGGGGUGCAAUGCUUACGAAGU
This is a messenger RNA of Aspergillus nomiae NRRL 13137, 1586 nucleotides long. Its product is annotated as GSK family serine/threonine-protein kinase. Gene Ontology annotation, biological process: protein phosphorylation; signal transduction. The annotation marks the transcript as partial. Gene Ontology annotation, cellular component: cytoplasm. Lineage: Eukaryota; Fungi; Ascomycota; Eurotiomycetes; Eurotiales; Aspergillaceae. The transcript has 7 exons. The record is from RefSeq and is a predicted model, not a curated record. Gene Ontology annotation, molecular function: protein serine/threonine/tyrosine kinase activity; ATP binding; protein serine/threonine kinase activity.